UAUACUGAAGGAACCGGACCGGACAUUGUGUUGAUGCUGCUGUCGGCGGAAAAAAAAAAAAAAACAACAAGAAGGUCUAGCAGAUGUAAAAAUAUAACGCCCAAUCUUUAGUGGUAUUAACAAGAAAGAGCCUGGAACCAUUUCUUUAGAUGUCGGUCUGAGGUGCGACGGUCAGACAUGAGCGUCACUUUAGAUAUAAGGCUGAAAAGAGCAAACAAAGUUUACCAUGACGGGGAAGCGGUGGCUGGUGUCAUCGUGCUGGUGUGUAAGGAGCCGCUGCAGCACCACGGCAUCUCUCUGAGCAUGGAGGGAGUGGUGAACCUGCAGCUGAGCUCCAAGAGCGUCGGCGUCUUCGAGGCCUUCUACAACUCUGUCAAGCCCAUCCAGCUGAUCAGCAGUAUGAUUGAGGUGGCCAAGGCAGGAAAGAUCCCAGGAGGCAAGACCGAGAUCCCCUUUGAGUUCCCUCUGAAUGCCAAAGGCAACAAAGUGCUGUACGAGACCUACCACGGCGUCUUUGUCAACAUUCAGUACACCCUCCGCUGUGACAUGAAGCGCUCCCUGCUGGCCAAAGACCUGAGCAGGAACUGUGAGUUCAUUGUACACUGUCAGCCGCAGAAAGCUAAUGUCGCCCCAACCCCAGUCAACUUCACCAUCACUCCGGACACUUUGCAGAACAUCCGCGAGAGGAGUUCACUGCCAAAGUUUCUAAUCAGAGGCCAUUUAGACGCCACCAACUGUGUGAUCAGCCAGCCGCUGACUGGAGAGGUGGUGGUGGAGAACUCGGACAUUCCCAUCAAGAGUAUUGAACUGCAGCUUGUGCGAGUAGAGACCUGUGGUUGUGCUGAAGGCUACGCCAGAGAUGCCACAGAGAUCCAGAACAUCCAGAUAGCUGAAGGGGAUGUCUGCCAUGGCCUCUCUGUUCCCAUCUACAUGGUCUUCCCCAGGCUGUUCACCUGCCCCACACUGGAGACCACCAACUUCAAAGUCGAGUUCGAGGUCAAUGUCGUCAUCGUGCUUCAUGAUGAUCAUCUGAUCACAGAGAACUUCCCCCUGAAGCUCUGCAGAGUCUGAAGCUGAAUCGAACACCAGCACUCAGGUAUCGUCCCUGGAGACCUGCUGCUGCUGACUUUGACCCUUCAUACAACACACCGGGACUGAGCAUUUUGAAACCACAAACGGCUCCAGGGCAGAGGACAUGAUCCUGCCCCAGUUUUGUUCUCUGUGGAGAUCUGAACUGGUUUUCCGCAGAAUGCAACAGCUCCUCUAACCUAGAGUGGCUCUACUGAUGAAUUAAGUCACACAACUCCCCGUCCAGAUUUUCCUUCAUUAAUAUAUAUAAAUAUGAACAUUAAUGUUCAGGAGAGAAAGUCUUUGUGAGUGAGUUAUUAUAGUUAUAUUUCAGUUAAUAAAUGUCACAUUCUUGUAGACCAUUAUGAUCAGUGAAGUUACAACUCAUUUAAGAGAAUUGUUCCAAUUCCCAGGACUUUAAGGCUGUUAGUCAAUGAAAAAAAAAAAAACAGAACUAACAGAGAGCAGCAUUUGCCUUCAGAAAUUCUUAAUUUGCUGACUUGAACAUCUGAUGAACAUAUGACAAAGAUGAGCUCAAACACAAAACAGGUUUAUUUCUUAAGUAUUAAGUGGUAUGUCAACAUUUUAAUUAUACAAAAAAACUUUAAAGUCUUUUCUUAAGAUUUUAAUGAAAUAACAUAAUAAAAUCAUAAACAUAAAAGCAUAGACAUUUGGGUAGCAAAGACGAGGUGAUAAGGGUUAAGACAUUACGGGGCUUGACGUCUCCUGCCAGGCAGCGUGGGGAAAUCUUCAGGCAGCAAGGCGUGAUCUCUGCAGGUGGGACAGGUGCUCUGUUCCUUCAGCCAUGACCUUAUGCACUGAACACAAACAGAACAAGUGCGGCACGUUAAAACCCGCAGCAGCCUCCGUCCACACAUCAAAUCUAGGACUCGAUAUUCUGACUCAUUUUGUUAGAAACUGGAAUGAUAAACAGGUUUCAUUAACAUCAGUUUAUUCGUUCUUUUAGUGUUUACUCCGAGGGGGAUUCACCAUGACCUUUUGUCAAGUCUUGCUUCUUUCUUUUUCCACAAGCUUGUGUGGGCUUCAGCUGAAGGACUGUGGUUUAAAAAAAGCUACCACCUUGAGUUGCUGACCACUAAAGAGCAAUGUUUCUGCAAAAUGCAUGCACUCGGCAAUGCACGUGCACGUCGGUGAUGAGAUACACACAUUGCCACGGGUUUCAUGUUAUUCCACCGAUUGACACUCAGCGGCAAUAAUGCGCAAGCAAAUAUGAAAGUAAGCAAUAGAGCUGCAUAUUGGAACUGAUCUCCUGAUUCGAUUUACAGAAUACCGAAAUUGAUUUGCUUUGAUUCAGUUGAAUUCGAUUCUUGAUUAUUUAUUAACAUAAUAUAAAUACUAAUGUUGGAUAAAGGGCUUCUCAGACGUUUUCCUGGGAACUUAAAUUUCUUCUACAUUCCUCAAGUGAGCAACACUGAUGUAUUCCUGAAAAUAGAAUUGUGUGACGUUCACCUUAGUAAAGAAAUCUGAAUAACUUGGAAUCCACAGCGGUCAGUCGACUUCCACAGCCUCAUAGAUAAUAUCUCUGAAGAAGAGAUUUGCUGUUUCACUGUGGACAGAGGUCUCUACAACUGUGUCUUAAAAAAAUAAACAGCCUAGUUUGGAUGUAGAUUUGUGUAUGUUAAAGCAUAAUUUGCUCUGCAGCUAGACGUCAUGAAUGAACUGCCUGUUAACCAAUGACAAAGAAAUGCUGUCAGAAGUAAAUAAAUUGUGAAGCUGUUUAA
This is a messenger RNA of Xiphias gladius (swordfish), 2810 nucleotides long. RefSeq names its product VPS26 endosomal protein sorting factor C (gene vps26c). Bases 178 to 1071 code for a protein of 297 amino acids. Lineage: Eukaryota; Metazoa; Chordata; Actinopteri; Istiophoriformes; Xiphiidae. Gene Ontology annotation, biological process: intracellular protein transport. The record is from RefSeq and is a predicted model, not a curated record. Gene Ontology annotation, cellular component: endosome. The transcript is spliced from 8 exons.